Messenger RNA from Anopheles gambiae (African malaria mosquito), 1786 nucleotides. Its product is annotated as protein yellow. The record is from RefSeq and is a predicted model, not a curated record. The transcript has 5 exons. NCBI's taxonomy places the organism in Eukaryota, Metazoa, Arthropoda, Insecta, Diptera, Culicidae. Gene Ontology annotation, cellular component: extracellular region. Bases 386 to 1708 code for a protein of 440 amino acids.
ACAGUCAGGGCUGGGUACCGGCAACGAUCGGUUCGAACCUCGGCACAGUAUCGAACGGAUCGCGCACAGAACAACAGCUGAACGCGCAAGCGGAACGCGCAAUUAUUGCAUUCGAUCGUCGUCGUCGAUCGUUGGAAAGUGUGUCCUCUACUUUUGGAGAUCGGUCGAUCAGGCGGCGGGUGAUCGUUGUGGUGGAUUUAGUUAAAGGUUACCGAGUGCUACUAUCUGGAGAGUGUUGCAAUAUAUCGAAUAACAUAAGAAAAAGCAACCAACGCGAUUGAUCGGAACUGACCACACGAACUCUGUUUCGAAUUGGCAAACGAGCACGUGUUUAUGAGUGAAUGUUGAUUGUCUAAUCGAUCUCUUCACAGUAAGCGGCACAGAGAUGGCAGCCCGAUCGCUAUUAGCACUGCAGUUGCUACUAGUUCUGCAGCUUCAUCUUGCCUGGGGACAAUACUUCGGCCAGCAGCUUAAGGGUGUGCUUCAAUGGAAGGCAGCCGACUUUGCCUUUCCUACGCCACAGGAGCGUCAAGAGGCACUGGCAUCAGGACGAUACGUUCCAGAGAACUGCAUACCGCUCGACAUGGAUGUAGAUUAUUCUAAUCCCGCUCGAUCGCGUUUGUUUGUGACCAUUCCGAGAUUUGUAGAGGGCAUCCCGUACACGCUUGGGCGUGUGAGCCGCGUUCAAGGUCCUUCUGGUCCGCUGAUUGAGCCCUUUCCCAACGCAGCAAUACAGGCAAAACCUGAGACCAACAACUGCCAAGGAAUUGUGUCCGUGUUCCGCAUUAAGAUCGACGAAUGUAACCGUAUGUGGGUGCUCGACACGGGAAAGAUUGGCGAAAAACGCAUCUGUCUGCCGCAGCUGGUAGUGAUUGACAUGAAGACGGAUAAAAUCAUCCAUCGCUAUCAAAUACCGGCCGAUCAGCUCGUGUGUGAACUGUCGCUGUUGGUAAACUUGCUUGUAGACGUACAGGACCCAUCACCGCUUGGAUCGUGCAAGAAUACGAAAGUAUACAUGGCGGAUGUCACUGCCCCGGCGAUGAUCGUGUACGAUAUGCCACGAGGCAAAUCAUGGCGCAUAACGAACAAACAAAUGCACCCCAACCCAGACCACGGUACCUUCACCAUCUCCAACGAGAGCUUCGAUCUGAUGGACGGCAUGGUGGCAAUGGCAUUGUCUCCGCGCAUACCAACGGACAAUGUGGUAUUUCAAUCAAACUACGGUACAAACUGGCGCCCGUCCAAUGACCGAUUGCUGUACUUCCAUGCGCUGGCAUCAGUGACAGAGAAUGCAGUACGCACCUCCGUGCUGCACAAUGACACCAUUUGGGAGGAAGACGUCGAAGCAAUGCCACGAGCCUUCCGCCCAAUUGGUGUACGCCCGUCGCAGGCGGUAGCAGAGGCCAUGGACAGCAAUGGAAAUUUAUUCUUUGGAUUGGUUGGGCAGAAUGCGAUCGCGUGCUGGGACUCGACGACGCCUUACAAUCCGGCCAACAUGCGUAUCGUGUCACAAAACAGUGAAACAUUACAGUUCCCUAGCGGAGUAAAGAUCAUACGGAACCGCAAGGGAGCCGAGGAGCUGUGGGUGUUAACUUGCCGUUUCCAAAAGGUUAUGACGGGAUCGUUGAACACAAACGAGACCAAUUUCAGAAUACAGGCCAUACAGAUUCCGGAGAUUCUUGGAUACAAAAGCUCGUGUAGAGUGUAAAGUUUUGGUAUGAUGUGUAUGGGAGAUUGAGGGAGAAUGAUUACAAAUAAAACGUUACCAUUAAGAAAUAAUUAAAAA